AUGAAUUCAAUUCCGAGAAGCCGAUCGCUGAGUUUCAUCCUUCUCGCUCUCUCUUCGCACUUCAUUCUUGGUUUUUCCAACGAUUCACCUGCUUCUAAAGAUUCUACGAAGACAGAACAUCAUGCCCAUGCCCCCAAAAGCACUAGUACUAGUACUAUAAUUGCCAUUGCAUUAAUUGCCCUUGUGCUCUUUUCCUUGUUUUCUUUUGGACUUUUUAAGCUUUGGCGGAAGAAGAAAAGAGAAGAACAAUACGCUCGUCUUUUGAAAUUGUUUGAAGAGGAUGAUGAGUUAGAGCUUGAGCUUGGCCUAAGGGACUGA
Messenger RNA from Sphenostylis stenocarpa, 318 nucleotides. NCBI's taxonomy places the organism in Eukaryota, Viridiplantae, Streptophyta, Magnoliopsida, Fabales, Fabaceae. The record is from the annotation of a GenBank genome assembly.